UUUUAAUAGUAAACUCCGACCACUGCUCGACACAAUUGUUUGUGUGUUAUAUUGAAAAAGGUUUUGUUAUAUGCCAGCGUGCUCCUUGUAAGGCUUUAUAUGGUUCCUGUAGAAUGAUUUUUUUGUUCACUUUUAUAAUUUUGCUUUUUCUUUCCCCUUUUUAUGGCCCUUAAAAAUGAUUUUAAACUACUCUAAAAAUUUCAAAAAUUCAAAUUUUUGUAAAGCAAUUCCUGCUGAUGACGCAACACUUCGUAUUAUGCAACAACUUCAACAACAACAGCAACAUUUACUUGGACAACAUGCUACAAAUGAAGAAUAUAUAAAUGCUUUAAAAACGCAAGCAUUUGCUGCUGUUCAACAGCAACAACAACAACAACAACAAGCAGUUCAACAACAAAAUCAGCAACAACAACCAGUUGUUAAUGUACCAACACGUAGAAAAAAGGCAGCUGCCAAAAAAGGAUUGCAACAACAACAAAAACAGCAGCAACAACAAAUGGCAGAAUUUCAACAAAAACAGCAAAAUUUGAUACAGCAACAACAGCAACUUCAACAACAAUUUAUUCAAGUUGCUAAUGCUCGUGCAGUUCAACAGCAACAAAUGGCUGAUUGUACAAAUCAAUCAACUGUUGGUCUUGUUGAAGCUAUGAAUUUAGAUUUGAACAGCCCUCAAAUGGGAGGUCUUUUUGCAAAUUCAAAGCCUUUGUUAAAUACUUCUGGGAUUGAUAUGAAUUUGGCUGCUUUGACAAAUCUGGAUUUGAGCAAGAUUCAAUUUUCUUCAUCUGACCCAGUUACCAUGUCUGAAACAAAUGCUGUAAAUGCUCAAGGGAAUAAUAACAAUACAGUCUUUUCCCGCCAGUACAUUGAAGAAUGGCUUCGUUACAAUACUCGUCAUUUGCUAAAAGCCAAUUUUGACGAUAAACAACAGCAGCCAUCUGUUGCUUCCUCAAUUUCUGCUAGUUCAAUGCCUGGAGGUUCUAAUUCUGAUGCGGCUAUGGCAUCGCUUGCAAAUCAAAUUUAUUCUGUUGAUCCGCAAGAUGUAACAGCAACACAAGCAGCAUUAUUUCAAUUACAUUGCUUAAAUGCAAAAAAUAUACAAAAUAAAGUUGAUGAAUUUGUUCAAACAUUGGAAACACAUGCUAAUUUUCGUGAUUUACGCAAUUGUAUAGAUCGUCUGUUAACUUUAUGUGCUGAUGAUGAAAAUUUUACUAGUGCUGAUGAUACAGUUUCAGUUAUAAGUGUUAGUGAAUGUUCUGGAAGAGAUUUUGAUGCAAACAAAGAAGCAGCAAUAAUUCAAGAUUAUUCAGCAUUGCAGCAUCCUUUUAUUGAAGAAGACCCACAUGAUUAUAUUUUGUUGCGUGAACUUAAACAACAGGAAAUUAUGCUUUCAACACGUUUAAAUUCAAUUUUGUAUCAGUUACAUCAAGCUAGGUUAAUUUUUGAAAAUUUUUUUUAG
Messenger RNA from Meloidogyne enterolobii, 1456 nucleotides. NCBI's taxonomy places the organism in Eukaryota, Metazoa, Nematoda, Chromadorea, Rhabditida, Meloidogynidae. The record is from the annotation of a GenBank genome assembly.